This is a messenger RNA of Cylindrotheca closterium, 1017 nucleotides long. Lineage: Eukaryota; Bacillariophyta; Bacillariophyceae; Bacillariales; Bacillariaceae. The record is from the annotation of a GenBank genome assembly.
AUGCCCAUUCCCAAGGAGUUCUUGGUUAUCGCUUGGGACGGAUCGUCGGCACGCGAAGUCUUGCGAUUGGUGAUUGACAGAAUCAAGAUUCUUACCAACAGCGAGGAGCCUGAAAAAAUUUCGGAAGUGCAUGAGAAGUUCCGGCACUUCGUGGACCAUUGGCGCGUGGCAAACACGGUCAUCGGGAGAGAUCAGCUUUCAAAGAACGUCGGAGAACCUGCUGUUCUCACUGCGACAUCUGCCCGACGUUGGGUUUCUGGAGUAAUCAAUUCGGAUUUCGCCAGAUUGGACUCGGAGGACUCAAUUGGAGAUUCCCCCGACAAGACCUACAAACUGCUCACCAAGACCUUGGCAGCCGUUGAGGAGAGUAAUAAGACGACCAAGACCUCCGUGGAAUCGCUUUCGGAGGUUGUGGUAGCGGGCAUCCAUGGACAAGCAUCGGACAAGGCGCCCCCAAAUACAGUGGAAAAGAAGUGGCCCACAAGACUCUCCUAUCUGAAGAGAGUUGCUGGUACUACGACCUCAGAUCAGCUUCCCACCCUCUGGCACGAGCUAGCAAAGUGUAAGAAGCACGAAUCAAUUGGAAUUGUGCAGUCCCUGCUGGACGAUGAGGCCGAGAAACUGAACCUCAAUCUGGAAUUCAUCGUUUCAGCCCGAGUAAUCAAGAGCCUGGUGGAAUUGGAAUUUUGUUCGCGCGGCGACGUUGAAAAGGGUUUGAACGUGUUUAAUAGUGUCUGUUUCCAGCACUACAAAAAUGCAAACGCGAUCAACGAUUACAACAAGAGCGAUUAUUGGUUGACGGGCAAAAAGACGACCGCUUCAAUGAAGGAUCAUCAAGCCCACGACAAGAUCAAGCAUGCUAUCUUCCCAAAGGAUCCCAUGGAGUUCCGUGAGAUGGUCAAUGGUAUGCGGGUAUUCUACCGUGUAGUGUUUGGGAAAACUCAUCCACUGACAGCCGUGUACAAAAAGUUUGCAAAGAAUGUGGAUUCAAUCGCACGAAAAAUGGGAGUGUCCUAG